Messenger RNA from Drosophila nasuta, 2502 nucleotides. It is a transcript of the gene TTLL6B, whose product is annotated as Tubulin tyrosine ligase-like 6B. NCBI's taxonomy places the organism in Eukaryota, Metazoa, Arthropoda, Insecta, Diptera, Drosophilidae. Gene Ontology annotation, molecular function: tubulin-glutamic acid ligase activity; tubulin binding. Bases 205 to 2394 code for a protein of 729 amino acids. The transcript has 5 exons. The record is from RefSeq and is a predicted model, not a curated record. Gene Ontology annotation, cellular component: ciliary basal body. Gene Ontology annotation, biological process: protein polyglutamylation; microtubule cytoskeleton organization.
UGCUCGUCAUUUGGCAAACGAUUUUGAGUCUAGCGUCAUUGCUGUCACUUGUGCUAGCCUAAAAUAAAAAUAAUUUUAAAAGCGAACGUGCAUAAAUCUAUAUAUUUUGUUAUUAAAUUCAUUUUAUAUUGAACACAGGAUCCGUUCAAUUUCACUUUUUGUUCGUCUCCUCCAACUGAUAAGAAAAAGCAAAAAAAAAGUACAAUGAAUCUAAAAAAUUCCAAGUUCUACAAACGAAUACAAACACUGCGCCAUUUCUCAAAAGAGAAAAUCCUAAAAGAACGAACCAUACGAACUAUGGCUCUGCGUGGCGUUGAGAUGGCUCUCUCGGAGUCGCAAUGUAAUCAUGAUGUGGAUGCCAGCGCCGCCGCUGCCUCUGCAUGGUCUCCACCAUUAUCGUCGACAUCACGUCGCAAAUCUCCAGCAGGCGGCGCCGCCAAAUCCAAGAUGAUAAAAAAGAAAACGGACACUUCGCCACGCACUCGGGAGAAGGGAUUCAAGCCCGUGCAGCCAGCUAGCGAUGAGGAUAACGAUGGUGCCGAGGUUAAUGGUUACAUUGAGUUGAAUAAGUGUCGCUAUCGUGUGGCAUGUUCAGGACGCGUGGAUGCAACCACAUCUCGCGCAGCUGAACCUUUGUUUGUUGAAUCGAAGAGCACCAUUUGUGUAUCCAACUCACGCUAUGCCAUGAUUGGCCGCAUCUCCAGACUGCUUGGCUAUAAGCUUGUGAAGGAAUCGAAGUUGUGGAACAUUCUGUGGUCCGAUUCAUUUCCCGGCGUUGAGCUCUUUAAGAACAUGAAACGCUUUCAACAGAUCAAUCAUUUUCCGGGCAUGAUUGAAAUAUGUCGCAAGGAUUUGCUGUCGCGUAAUCUGAAUCGCAUGCUCAAACUAUAUCCACAUGAUUACAAGAUAUUUCCCAAGACCUGGAUGCUGCCAGCAGAUUAUGGCGAUGCCAUGCAUUAUGCGCUCAAUCACAAACACACUUUCAUCCUGAAGCCGGAUUCGGGUGCCCAGGGACGCGGAAUUUGGUUGACCAACGAUUUGAAGACCAUUGGAGCCAAUGAGCGUCUGAUCUGCCAGACGUAUGUCUAUCGUCCGCUGCUUAUCGAUGGCUACAAGUUCGAUCUGCGCGUUUAUACAUUGAUCACCUCGGUGGAUCCGUUGCGAAUCUAUGUGUACAACGAGGGAUUGGCACGCUUUGCCACCAACAAGUAUGUGGAGCCCACGCCGGGCAAUGCCAACGAUCUGUACAUGCAUCUGACCAACUAUUCGGUGAACAAACGCAACUCGCAAUACGAUCUCUGCGACAACGAUGAUUGCGGCAGCAAGCGAAAGUUGAGUGCGAUCAACAACUGGAUGACCAGACACAACUAUGAUGUGGCCGAGUUCUGGUCGAAUGUGGACGAUGUCAUCAUCAAGACGGUGCUGAGUGCAUGGCCAGUGCUCAAGCAUAAUUAUCACGCUUGCUUUCCGGGUCAUGACACAAUUCAGGCUUGCUUCGAGAUCUUGGGCUUCGACAUUUUGGUGGACUGGAAACUGAAGCCUUACAUUCUCGAGGUGAAUCAUUCGCCCAGUUUUCAUACCAAUGAGCAGGUGGAUCGGGAAGUCAAGCGUCCACUUAUUCGGGACACGUUGACGCUGGUGAGCACUGUGCUGGCGGACAAGAAGCAAAUUCUGCGAGAGGAUCGGAAGCGUGUCAAGCAGCGACUCCUCAAGUCGAAGGGCGAUAGGCAAGUAACUGCAAUUAAUGCAUUUUGUCAUGAUCACAACAUUAUUAUUUACUACAGUGUGCUGCGUCCGCGACAAGUUGCCGGUGGAGUGAAACCACCGACCAAUGAAACUAAUGUUGCACCGGCUCCAAAGCCGGAAGCCGGUUCAUUGGCUCAGCAAGUGGCUUGGGAGGAGAGUCAUCUGGGAAAUUUCAGAAGGAUCAUGCCGCCACAAGAUGCCAGUCGCAUUAGCUACUACAGCAAGUUCUAUGCCCAAUCCAAUCAGGUGUCCAUCUUCCAGGAGACCGCAGCCAGCAAGAAACGUGAGGAUCUCGCACGCAAGAUGCGUCUGCAGAUCGAGGAGAAACGCGCCAAGGCCGAGCAAAUGCUUCUAGCGAGCACAAAGCGAAAGCGUCCCAUUCAACCGCGAUCCGUGCGCGAGAAGCAUCGUCAGUAUAUGUAUCGACUGAAGGAGAAUUGGAUUCCUGGUUUCGUCUCGGAGGCGGAGGAACGUUUGCGACACACCUGGCAGCAGAUGCGCUCCGAGGCCAUCAAGAAUUUGAAAAUUACCGAGAACAUCUAUGCCCUGCUCUAUGAAUUGGGUCAUCUGAGCAACACGGAUAUCACGGUCUUUCCAAGUUUGUAUCAUUGUCUUCAAAUCGGCUACGAUAUCAAAGGCGCCACAUGAACACGGAUUAUUAAUUGAUUGACGAGUAAUUGCAGUCUUAUUUAAUUAGAUGCUCUAUAUACACGUAUAUAGUGUAUGGCAUACAUUUUGUGUGUACUUUUAAAUUAA